AUAACGAUGCUUAGUUUAAGUCAUCAGGUAAUUAGAAAAUAUGAAUCUAUCCCUUCAUUAUUUCAAACAAUACGUUGCUGCUCAACUGAAUCGUCACCUAUUAUAAAAAAAGAAGCUGCUGAAGUUUUCUUUGACCGUUGUAUCAAAGGUUGUGAGAAACAAGUAGUAAAAAAAAAGCAUAUCUCGCUUUCAAAACGUUUAAAGAAAAUAGGUUUAAAACCUGUUUGGCAAGAGUUAUCAAAAGACGUGGAGUAUACUCGCGUUGAACCACCUUCAAAAGUGCCUGUGGCAACUCUUGCUCAUGGUUUAGAUAGAGUAUUAUUCAAUCCGGGAGUUCAUUAUUUAAAAGAUCCUAGAACAAAUCACUAUAAUUUUACACCCUUUUUAGAGAAUAUUACACAACCUAAAAAUUUUGAUUUUGAAACUAUUAAACCCUAUAUUACUUCCUCAAAAGAUGAGAGCCUGAUAGAGUUAGCAAAAUCAUUGAAUAAAUCUUAUGUAGGCUCAACAUCUUCAGUAUCAGCCAUUUUGUCUCAGUUUUAUUUUUUAAUGUGCAACUUUAAACAAAUAAAUGCAUCAUGUUUCUCCAAUGCUUUUAGAAGAGAGCCAAAAAAAUUUACAAGGGGUAUAAGGAUGCCUGUGUCUAUUUAUUUGAGAUGGAAUGAUGGUGUGUAUGGAAUAGAUUUAGAUAAAGCAUAUGACUUGGAAGAAACAGUAUUAUCCUUGAUGGGUAAAUCAUUAGAAAAGGCAUUAACACUCGAACCGAAUGAAUAUGAACGAUAUCUUAAAGAUGCUUCAUCGAAAAUUACUGAAGAAGAGAGAAAUAAACCUGAAUCAUAUGCUUAUGGAGAGUUUGGCGGUCUAUUAUUGAGAUCACAAUUGGAUUGUCAUGAUUCUCGUUUACCUAGAUCCACCUUUGAUUUAAAGACAAGAGCUGCAAUACCUAUUCGAUUAGAUGUCCAAAAUUAUACUGAUUAUGCAGGAUAUACUUUAAGACGAUCUCAUGGGCUUUAUGAAUCAUUUGAACGGGAAUAUUACGAUAUGACAAGAUCUGCUUUUUUAAAAUACAACUUUCAGGUUAGAAUUGGGCAUAUGGAUGGUAUCUUAGUGGCAUAUCAUAACACACAAAAAAUAUUUGGAUUUCAAUAUAUUUCUAGAGAAGAAAUGGAUACACGAUUGUUUGGAUCUUCUAAAAUAGGAAAUCAGGUAUUUCGUAACUCUUUAAACAUGUUUGAAUUUGUUCUGAACAAAGCAACAGAGAAAUAUCCUAAACAAACAUUAAGAAUCUCGUUUGAUACUCGACAAAAUAAAAAUGAAACAGAAUCUAUGACAUAUAUCUAUGUAGAAGCAGUCCCCGAUUCACAGAAUAAAGAAGAAGAUUCGACAGACGAGUUCUUUCAAAUGGGAGAAGAAAAUCGUAUGUAUGAGCCUUAUAAAGAAAUAACCAUGUACGAAUUACUCGCAGACUCCCAUAUAAAUGGUAAACCUGCACAAGGUUCUUUUAAUUUCAAGCUACCUUAUGAUUGGAAUCUUCGUAUCUGUCUUAGAGAAAUAUGUGAAAACGAUGAUGAGGGGAAAAGAAACAGAUUUAGAGCAAUGCGUAAAACUCAAGCAGGUGUUCGUCUAGCAAAAGCAAGCCGUCCAAAUCCAAUACUUCUUAGACUUAAAAAAAUAAGUGAAACCUUUUUACGAGGAAAAAAUAAAGAAUAAGUCUUUAUUUAUUUAUUAUUAUCUCUCUCUUUUUUUUUUUU
This is a messenger RNA of Cokeromyces recurvatus, 1751 nucleotides long. RefSeq names its product mitochondrial protein Pet127-domain-containing protein. NCBI's taxonomy places the organism in Eukaryota, Fungi, Mucoromycota, Mucoromycetes, Mucorales, Mucoraceae. The coding region runs from base 7 to 1710 and encodes 567 amino acids. Gene Ontology annotation, cellular component: mitochondrion; mitochondrial envelope. The transcript is spliced from 9 exons. Gene Ontology annotation, biological process: mitochondrial RNA 5'-end processing. The record is from RefSeq and is a predicted model, not a curated record.